Messenger RNA from Tachysurus fulvidraco (yellow catfish), 2264 nucleotides. RefSeq names its product mesoderm induction early response 1b, transcriptional regulator (gene mier1b). The record is from RefSeq and is a predicted model, not a curated record. The transcript is spliced from 13 exons. The coding region runs from base 106 to 1527 and encodes 473 amino acids. Gene Ontology annotation, biological process: negative regulation of transcription by RNA polymerase II. Gene Ontology annotation, molecular function: histone deacetylase binding; transcription corepressor activity. Lineage: Eukaryota; Metazoa; Chordata; Actinopteri; Siluriformes; Bagridae. Gene Ontology annotation, cellular component: nucleoplasm.
CUACAUGUUGACAAAUGUUUUAUUACUUAUUGUGAUACUGAUGGCAGCUAGUGCGCAUGCGCAGCUACAUCCGGGGACCGCCGGGAACUCUUCAGAAGAGCCAAUAUGGCGGAGUCCUCCUUGGGGAAUUCAAGCCCAGGGGUGUCCGUGGGAUCAGACAGUGUAGAUUUGGACCCAUCAGUAGAGAGGGUGAAUGAUUUUGAGGACGAGCGUACAGGAGAGGACGAGGAGCUGACCAGAGACACUACCUUCACUACGGAGAUAGAGGAUCUCACACGGGAGAGCGAGAUGCCGAUCCAGGAGCUCCGCAGUCUGUACGGAUAUGAGGUCUCCGGCUCUCCAGAGGAAGAGGACGAGGACGAUGAGGAGGAGGAAGAGGACGUGGAGGAGGAGGAUGAAGAUGAUGAAGUUGAGGAGGUGGAUAAUGAUGAGAGCAGUAGGAGUACUGGGGAGCUCAAACGGAACAAGGACGAAUGCGUGAAGAGUGUGUCUCAGGGUGUGGACAGUCAGAGUGGUGGUGAAGGUCGUUCUCUUUCUGCUAAAGAACUCAUCCGUCCUCAGAACUGCAGAUACUUCAACAAUAACGAAGUGGAUGAAGAGUCUGAGGAGGAUGAAGACUAUAUUCCCUCAGAGGACUGGAAGAAGGAGAUCAUGGUAGGGUCUAUGUAUCAGGCUGAAACUCCAGCUGGACUCUGUAAAUAUAAAGAGAACGAGCGAGUGUACGAGAAUGACGAUCAGCUGCUUUGGAACCCAGAGUUCCUCCCUGAGCACACAGUGGUGGAGUUUCUGACCGAGGCGUGUAAACGCACCGGGGAGGAGACCGGAGUCGAAGCCAUACCUGAGGGCUCACACAUCAAAGAUAAUGAACAGGCACUGUAUGAACUUGUAAAGUGUGACUUUGACACAGAAGAAGCUCUGAGAAGACUGAGGUUUAAUGUGAAAGCAGCCCGAGAAGAGUUGUCAGUGUGGACGGAGGAGGAAUGUAGACAUUUUGAACAGGGUCUAAAGGCUUACGGGAAAGAUUUUCACCUCAUCCAAGCUAACAAGGUGAGGACGCGGUCGGUGGGAGAGUGUGUCGCCUUUUAUUACAUGUGGAAGAAAUCUGAGCGAUACGACUUCUUCGCUCAGCAGACGCGACUCGGCAAGAGGAAGUACAACCUUCAUCCGGGAGUGACGGAUUAUAUGGAUCGACUAUUAGAUGAGACCGAGAGCGCAGCAUCAAGUCGAGCAGCCACGCCCCCUACUACCAUCGGCCAAUCAGAGAGGGAGGAGGUCUCUACCCACAAUGGUCUAAGUGUGCAUGGCUGUGUCCCAAAUGCAGACACCACCAACACUGAUGUGAAACAUGACAACCUGCAAAUAGACGGAAACGACUCGACCCGCGACUCUAUUGGCUGUGAACGCAACGGAUCACUAAAGCGUCAACAAGACAUCCAAAGUGCAGAACGGCCAUCUAAAAAAUGCAGGACAGAAUCAGAGCCACCCGUUCAUGCUGAAAUGGACUCUUCAGAGGUUAAAGAGGACUGAACUGCCGAAGCAGGACACAUCCAGGACCGCUGUCCAAACUGAAAUGGACUUUACCGAGGUUAGACAACUGAACUGCUGAAGCAGGACAGAGACAAGAUGUUUGAUCGUGCUGAAAUCCACUUUACAAAGUCGAUUUGCUGAAGCAGGACAGACUCGGAUUCCCCCAUCUAUGCCAUAAUGGACUCUUCUGAGAUAAUAGAAGACUUGUGAUGCAGGACAGAUAUAAACUCUCUGUGCUUUCCUGGGGUGUUACCAUAACAGAACUGCAGAUGGAGCAGAAACCAAAGGCCAUACCAAAUCCAGAUAAGACUGGGAUGGGGUUUAUUUUACAGAUCCUGAUUCUAGGAUUUUGUCACAAUCCAAAGUCGCCGUGGACGAGAUGCUUGUUAGCGUAGUUGGGUUUUACACAGAACAUGUCAAUUCUAUUUGUACUGGAAUUUGCCUGAUUAUUUUUUUACCGCUGAGAUAUAUUUAUAUUUUCUAAGUGAAACACUCUGCAGGUGAGCGACUGGACAGUGGAAGAGACGAGAGUGAGAGUGAGACAGGUGUCCCUUGUCAUGGCUUCGCUCUGUUUGGUUUGUACAGAUUUGUACAGAAAUCACACUUUUUGAUAAUCACUCUGUACAUGUUCCUGUUUCUGUCCUUUCACUUCCUUUAAAGAUAAAACUUCAGUUUGUGAUUUUUGAGCUGCACAAAACAACCUCAUGAUGAAAAUGAAAUUAAUCUCAGUCUCCUGA